Messenger RNA from Rotaria socialis, 1470 nucleotides. Lineage: Eukaryota; Metazoa; Rotifera; Eurotatoria; Philodinida; Philodinidae. The record is from the annotation of a GenBank genome assembly.
AUGUUGAAAAACGCUACGAACCAGGAGGAAAACAUUAUGUCGGUCUAUGUGAUCGAAGUUAAUUGGUCGAAUUCUGAAAAUCUAUUUAUUAUCUAUCGACGCUAUAACCAAUUUUUCGAUCUUCAAUGUAGAAUAUUGAAUCUAUUAGUUGCGACAGGAUUAAGAUCAAAUCAUCGUAUUCCCUAUCUUCCUGGUAAAAUUAUACUCGGUCGAAGUCAAAUACAUCAAAUUGCUGCGGAACGAAAAACAACUCUUGAUGAAUAUUGCCAGAAAUUAUUUUCAUUACCUGAACGCAUUACUCGAUCUCGCCCAAUACUUGAAUUUUUUCGCCCAUUAAAAACUGAUAAAGAAAAACCUAUACAACUAAAUGUGGAUGAGAGUAAAUUAAUAAGCAAGAGCUCAAUAGAUAUAAAUAACUCAACGAAAUUGGCGACUUUUCGAUGUAUACAAGAUUUCAAUGCAGACGACAAAAAUGAAAUGUCACUCAAACAAAAUGAUAUUGUUGAAGUACUUGACAAUAAUGACAACGGUUGGUGGCUUGUUAAAAAAGGUAAUCAAGAAGGUUAUGCACCAGCCACGUUUUUAGUAUCAACUGAGUUACAUCAAAAUAAUCAUCAAGAAGAAUCUUUCAAUAAAUCAAUCAUUACAAAAUAUGUUGUUAAUGAAACAUACGACGCAAUAAUGACGGAUGAAAUUUCAUUACUUAAAGAUUCAUGUGUAACAGUGAUUGAAAAAUCUGUGUUAGGUUGGUGGCGUGUUGAAUUUAAUGAUAAUAGUGGUCUUUUCCCAUCAGUGUAUCUAACACCGUGGGACAUGUUACAUACUCCAGACAAUCCUACAAUCGAUACAUCUGAUGUUACUACUAAAAUAAAAGAAUUAGAUAACUCUGAUGAUUCGGAUUGGGAUGAUGAUGACGAUGAUUACGAGUAUAGCAAAGAACCAAACAAUGACACUAAAUUUGAGUUAUAUUAUGCACAUAGUGAUUAUUCUGGUAGUACGGAAGACUUUUUAUCGUUUCGACGCGGUGAUUGUAUUGAAAUACACGAUAAAACUCUCGGUGGAUGGUGGCAUGGACGACAAGUAAAUGGUGAGAAAAUUUUGGCAUGGAUUCCAGGAAAUCAUUUACAAAAAGAACCAUUAUCGAAUGAAACGUCUGACGAUAGAAAUGAUCCCCCAUCUAUUCAUUCUGAAUGUGAUUCAAAUGUUUCUGAUAUACCUCUCGAUGUUUCAGCGAAUAAACAAGAAGAAAAAAUAUUAGCAGAUACUGAAGAUCAAAGUUUAGAAAGUCCUCUGUUAACAGAAAUCGCUUAUGCCGAAGUAAUACAAACACCACAAAUAGCGGAACUAAAAAAGGUUCAUAACAAGUCUCCUGUGUCCAUUUCUGCUUUUCAAAAUAAUAACAAUGAUAAAGACUCAAAACCAAAAGCAGUAAAGGAACUUGUAAACCUAUUUAAUCAACUAAUAGUUUAA